GAUCUGACUGAUGGAAUUGUUGACUUUGUUGAAAAGUUCACAGAUGAUAUGAAGAUCAGUAGAGGGGCUAGUAGUUUAGAGGAAAUAGAGAGGCUUAGACAGAUUAGGAAAAUGGGCAAAGAAAUGGCGGGUGGAAUUCAGUGGCUAGAAGUGUAUGGUUAUGCACUUUGGAAAAAGCAAGUGUUGAAUAUUUUCUAAAUGGAGAGAAAAAAAACAGAAGUGCAAAGAGACUUGGGAGUCCUUGUGCAGGAUUCCCUAAAGGUUGAUUUACAGGUUGAGUCUGUGGUGAGGAAGACAAAUGCAAUGUUAGCAUUCAUUUCAAGAGGACCAGAAUAUAAAAGCAAGGAUGUAAUGUUGAGACACUGGUUUGGCCUCACUCGGAGUAUUGUGAGCAGGUUAGGGCCCCUUAGAAAGGAUGUGUUGAAACUGGAGUGGUUUCAAAGGAGGUUCAUGAAAGUUAUUCCACAAUUGAAUGGCCUGUCAUAUGAAGAGUGUAUGAUGGCUCUGGGCCUGUAUUUACUAGAAUUCAGAAGAAUGAGGGGUGACUUAAUUGAAACCUAUCGAAUGGUGAGAGUCUAAGGCCAGAGGACAGCCUCAGAAUAGAGGAGCAUCCUUUUAAAAUGGAGAUGAGGAGGAAUUUCUUUAGCCAGAGAGUGGUGAAUCUGGAAUUCCUUGUCUCAGGCAGCUGUGGAGGCCAAGUCUAUAUGUAUAUUUAAGGCAGAGCUUGAUAGAUUCUUGAUUGGUCAGGGCAUGAAGGGAUACAAGGAGAAGACAGGAGAUUGGGACUGAGAGGAAAAUUGGAUCAGCCAUGAUGAAAUGGUGGAGCAGACUCAAUGGGCCAAAUGGCCUAAUUCUGCUCCCAUGUCUUACGGUCUUUUGAAAAGGUAAAUUCCAAGACUAUCUUAGACAAAUAUUUUACCUCAUCUAUCUUAAGUGGGCGGUCUUUAUUUCUAAACAGAGACCCUUCAUUCUAGAUACUCUCCACCUUCCACACUUUUAGAGCCUUUAUGUUUCCAGCAGGUUACCUCUUUCAGAAAGUAAUGAUAAUUCUGAGGAGUUUGUAUCCUAAGACUACCUAACCACAAAUAACCACCUCCCUGUCACUAGAUGGUGAUGACUUUUUUUGGAAUAAGAAAUGUUUCUGGUGUAUAACUCAGAUCUAUGCCUUAAUCUGUGUAUCAGGAAUAUGUAGAGAGCCUGAAGUAAACUAUUACCAUUAGGCCUGUUGCCACAGGUGUAGCAACUGCAUUGGUUUUGGAUGAGUGGUGCAAUGGAUAUUAUCACCAAGUAAUUAGUAAUGUUUUAAUUUUUAAUUGUCCUUCCUCCUCACAGAACAAUCUGUGCUGUUUGCACCUGUGCCUUUCUCACUGUUUCUCCUUCUUCCAGAUAUUGUGGCUUAUGUAACCUUGUUAAUUCAGUUUCUGUUAGGGCAAUAUAGUAGGAGAGUAUAAUGAUUUUCCCAACAGCAAUACUAAGAUUACAAUAAAGCUGCCUUUUAAAUACAUGAAACCUGCAAGUAGUCCAACACAAUUGAGGAAAAAAUUCUGUCAGAGUACUUUUGAUAGCAAGUAUAAUGAUUAACUGUUAGUCAGUUUACUGGAUAACAUGAACCUGGUCAGGUGUCAGGUCUCUCAGUCGGAGAUUAUUUUGGAGAUAGUGAUCACACUUCUAUCUUUUUUACCGUGGCGUUGGAGAGGGAUAGGGACAGACAAGUUAGGGAAAUGUUUAAUUGGAGUAAAGGGAAAUGUGAGGCUAUCAGGCAGGAAUUUGGAAGCAUAAAUUGGAAACAGAUGUUCUCAGGGAAACGUACGGAAGAAAUCUGGCAAAUGUUCAGGGGAUAAUUGCAUAGGGUUCUGCAUAGGUAUGUUCCAAUGAGAUAGGGAAAAAAUGGUAGGGUACAGGAACUGUGGUGUACAAAGGCUGUUAUAAAUCUAGUCAAGAAGAAAAGAAGAGCUUAUGAAAGGUUCAAAGAACUAGGUAAUGAUAGAAAUCUAGUAGAAUAUAAGGCCAACAGGAAGGAGCUUAAGAAUAAAAUUAAGAGAGCCAGAAGGGGCCAUGAGAAGGCCUUGGCGGACAGGAUUAAGGAAAUCCCCAAGGCAUUCUACAAGUAUGUGAAGAGCAAGAGGAUGUCGUGUGAGAAUAGGACCAAUCAACUGUGACAGUGUGGACCAUACAGUGUGUAUGGAACCAGAGGAGAUAGCAGAGAGAAUAUGUCUGAAUGUGAAGAUGACCCUGCAGUGUUUUCUUGUGAUACCUUGCCCUCUGACCUUCGCUUCAUGGCAACAGUUGCCAAUGGAUACAUUGGCACUAGAAUAUACAGUGAUGUAAUGCACAUUAAUGGGGUAUAUAAUGGUGAAGGAGGUGACUGUUGUCGGGCAGAUGUACCAUCUACUGUUAAUAUCAAACUGACUGUACCUGACGAGAGCACUGCAAAGAAGACCUUCACAUUAAACACCAGGACAGGUACAUUUUACAGCACUACAAAGACCAAGGAUUUUAUGGUGACCCAGCAGAUAUUUGCCCAUCGCAGUCAGGUCCAUCUCGUGGCUCUCACCAUAACUUUGGAACAGAUUACAGUUUCCAAGGAGCAAUUCACAGUGGAGAUAGAGUCAAUGUUUGUUCCCCAAAGCCAGAAUAUUGAUUUUAGAAGAGGACCAGACUUCAUGGAAGCAAUGUACAUCCAUGGAGAAACAAUUACCCCAGAGGUUAAAGGUUCUGCAAGGCAAAGUGUUCACAUGAUCUUGAUGCCACUUCCGGAGUCCCUGACGCUGCUGCCUACUGAGCAGAAUAGGUCUUGGGUAUUCCUGACUGCAGUAGCUGACACAGAAGAGCGAGUUAAGGAGUGCUUUGUAGAAGGACAGACCCUGGUGCAGUCAAAUCAACUUUACUCGUCACAUGUAUUAGCUUGGACCACAUUGUGGAGGCAGAGCUGCAUCAGUUUGAGAGGAUGUAGGAGGCUAAACCGGGUGCUACAUGGAUGCCUCUACUAUGUGCUUAGUGCCCUCCCCCCAGAGAAGCCUGCAGACUUUCAGUACAUUGGUCUAAGUCCUGGGGGCCUCUCCAACGGGGGUAAAGGAGAAGAUUACUUUGGGCACAUCUUCUGGGACCAGGAAAUAUGGUUGUACCCUGUCGUGCUUGUACUCUAUCCGGAAUUAGCUGCUAUCCUUCUGAAGAACCGAAUUCGAACACUCCCUGCUGCCAAGUCCAUUGCAGCACAACAAGGUUUCUUGGGUGCCAAAUACCCAUGGGAAAGUGCCUUGACUGGAUUUGAGGUCUGUAAUGAAGAUAUUUACGGAUUGAAGGAAAUUCACAUCAACAGUGACAUCUCCUUUGCAUUUCAGCAGUAUUUUUAUCUUACCCAGGACCUGGAGUUGUUUCAGAAGGAAGGGGGUUGGGACGUGGUAUACAGCAUCGCUGAGUUUUGGCGCAGCCGAGUGACUUGGAACCCUUCUGAGAUGUGCUAUGAAAUUAAAGGAGUAAUGCCACCCGAUGAAUAUCAAUCAGAUGUUAACAAUUCUGCCUUCACUGCUGUGGGUGCCAAGUACAGCUUACAUUUUGCUACAGAGUUGGCGGCCAAGCUACAGAUCGAAGUUCCGUCAGAAUGGAUGGAAAUAGCUGAGAAAAUCAAAGUGCCUUUUGACCAUGAGAAGCAAUAUCAUCCUGAGUUUGAUGGAUAUAAAUCAGGGGAUGUUGUGAAACAGGCAGAUGUAGUAUUGCUAGGUUACCCACUCAUGUAUCCGAUGAGUUCUCAGGUGCGGAAGAAUGACCUGGUGAUAUAUGAAGCUGUGACGGAUCCUGAGGGACCAGCCAUGACCUGGAGCAUGUUUGCAGUUGGUUGGUUGGAGCUGAAGAAUGCUGCUCAGGCUCAGCAGCAACUGAACAAGUGCUAUAGCAAUAUUCAGGAACCAUUCAAGAUUUGGAGUGAAAAUGCAGAUGGGUCAGGAGCUGUGAAUUUCUUAACAGGAAUGGGUGGCUUUUUACAGACUGUACUAUUUGGCUACACAGGAUUCAGAAUUACAAAGAAUUGUUUGCUCUUUGAUCCCAUUAUCCCAGAGGAUAUUGAUGAAUUACAGAUUACUGGAAUUAAUUACCUUGGAAAUGUACUGCAACUUAAACUAUCAAAGGAACAGGCCACCAUUGUUUUGAUGAGAUAUGAAAUUCGAUACAUGGCCUUGGAGAUAGUUCUACAGGAUUCAGGAAGGACUUUUGUUUUAAACAGAGAUCAACCUGUGUCUUUUCUUCUGGAACCUGGGAAGAUUCAAGCUAGGUGUAAUACUGAUUCUUUUGAAAUGUGUACAAAGUUAUAGCUUGUAAUUGAACAUUGUUUACCACCCACAAAAUACAGGUUCCUACGUUUUUUUAAAAAUGAAAAUUUGAGAGAUGUUGCAUGCAACCGGGAUUGUAAAUUUUAUAGUGAAUUAUUAAUUUCUUUCUCCUGCCUUUCUACACCAAAGAUGUGGAUUCUUGCUGAGGUAUGAUUCCACUAAAGUGCAGAGUUAUUCAGUUAUAUUUUAUAUAUCUAGUUAUAUUUUAUAUAUCACCUAUUAUAUUUUUAUAUAUAAGCCUAGACUGUGAGGAAUAUUACUUCAGUUGAACCUGAAGGUGUGUUUGCAUGUUUAUUUCUGAGUGGAGUCAUCGUAUUUGGAUGGAGCUCUGACCGAUUCCCUCCACUCCACUCCCAGUUUUUUAAGAUCAGAGUUAUCUGCAGACUGAGUUUACAAGCUUUUUACUUCAAGUGUAUGUGAAUACUCCCCAACAUAACACGUAUUUUAUCGACAAUUGUUGGAGCAACCUAGUGUGAUCCAUUCAUAAAUGUAAUUUAAUCCAAAUGUCUAUGAAUUACUCAAAUGCAAAACUAUCUUUAAAAUUCAGUAUAAAUUGUUUCAAUAAAUGAUGCCUGUUGA
Molecule: messenger RNA, 4904 nt
Organism: Hypanus sabinus (Atlantic stingray)
Lineage: Eukaryota; Metazoa; Chordata; Chondrichthyes; Myliobatiformes; Dasyatidae
Gene: pgghg
Product: protein-glucosylgalactosylhydroxylysine glucosidase
Exons: 14
Coding region: 2211-4307 (698 amino acids)
Biological process (GO): carbohydrate metabolic process
Molecular function (GO): catalytic activity; carbohydrate binding
Source: RefSeq, a predicted model, not a curated record